Molecule: messenger RNA, 1993 nt
Organism: Xiphophorus couchianus (Monterrey platyfish)
Lineage: Eukaryota; Metazoa; Chordata; Actinopteri; Cyprinodontiformes; Poeciliidae
Product: mitochondrial uncoupling protein 2-like
Exons: 5
Coding region: 903-1871 (322 amino acids)
Biological process (GO): transmembrane transport
Source: RefSeq, a predicted model, not a curated record
UCAAAUACGACCUGAAAGAAAUGUGACUUUUUAAUUUAACGUUUUGAAAUUGGGCCUCUGUCUCUUUUAGAAACUCCUGCUCUUUCUGAAACUCUGCCUCCAGAAAGUCAUAACAUUGCUCCUUUUAACAUUUUUUCCAGCUAUGAGAAUUAUUGACUGAAGCAGCUGCGCAGCUCCACCAGGUGUUUGCUAAUUGCUGCUGGCUAGUCUGAAGGAGCAGAGUGGAGGAGUCAGGAGUGGCUGCUCUGUGAGGCGGAAGCUCCGAGGAGGAGCUGCAUACUCGAAGGCGGUUACUGUAGUUAGCAUAACCUCAGUAAUUAAUCAUAAUAAAUUAAUUUUUAGCAUUUGUAAUUAUUGCAAUUAAAAAUGAGUUAAUAUUGCGCUGAUACUCCAACUUGCUACACAACAUUUCUGGUUUAAACCAGCGUGUCACCCGAUCAGACCAGCUGUUCAAACGUUCGCGUCACCAAGCAGGUGAGUCGGGUAUUGAAAACUCGCCCCGCCAGCAGCCAGACGUUUGGUAUUUUGUUCAGGCGUGUACCGCACACUGUGUUCAUUUUGUUUGUUUGUUUUUUUUCUUCUUCCCCCCCGCCCCCAGAGAAGGCGGUGCAACAGUCUCAGAAUAAUCAGUUUACACCUUCCCAUCAGGUUUUUAUGCCAGCUAACUGAUUUUAUCUGUUUGCCUGCUUUCAGUUCUAAGUGACAACAAGAAAUGGCACAAGAAGUGAACUCUACUUUAAUAAGACACAUUCUGUUUAUUACCUGGAACAUUAUUGUUUGCUUCAGUUUGUUGCCGCUCAUAAAGUCCUGAAAGGAUCCGGUGUUCAGAUUGUGGGAUGAUUGUAAGCUCUGGAUUGAUUUUUGCUUUUUAAAGACUGCGUUGAUCCUUUACCCUUUUGAACAUGGCAGGAGGAUCAGCAGCUGACUUGGGACCUACAGCUGUUGUCAAGGUUUUUUCAGCUGGAACAGCUGGCUGCGUGGCUGACCUGGUCACCUUCCCGUUGGACACCGCCAAAGUACGACUGCAGGUCCAAGGAGAAUCGAAGGCCCUCCCAAAAGGCCAGAAGGCGACGUACAGAGGUGUAUUUGGCACCAUCAUCACCAUUGUGAGGACCGAGGGGCCGAGGAAUCUGUACAACGGGCUCCUGGCCGGGCUGCACCGACAGAUGUGCUUCGCCUCCGUCCGGAUCGGUCUGUACGACACCAUGAAGCAGCUCUACGCCCACGGAGCAGAGAAUCCUGGACUGGGGACCCGACUGCUGGCGGGCUCCACCACCGGAGCGAUGGCGGUGGCUUUUGCUCAGCCCACCGAUGUUGUGAAGGUCAGGUUCCAGGCUCAGGUCCACCAGCCGGAGAACGGAUCCGUCAAGAGGUACAGCAGCACCACCGAGGCCUACAGGACCAUCGCCAGGGUGGAGGGCCUCAAAGGGCUCUGGAAAGGGUGUCUGCUGAACAUAGCUCGUAACGCUAUUGUGAACUGCUCUGAGCUGGUGACGUAUGACAUCAUUAAAGAGCAGAUCCUGAAGAACAAACUGAUGACAGGUUUCUGCACCACCGUGGUGGCCUCUCCGGUGGACGUGGUGAAAACCCGCUUCAUGAACUCCGUGCCCGGGCAGUACGGCGGCGCCGCCAACUGCGCUCUGACCAUGCUGCUUAGAGAGGGGCCCUCGGCUUUUUACAAAGGGUGGGUGUCGUCGUUGAAAACCAGGGCAGAUCCAGUCCAGCAGCUGAUUUUUCUCAAUCUUUCCUUGCAGCUUCAUGCCGUCGUUCCUUCGCCUGGGGUCCUGGAACAUAGUGAUGUUUGUCAGCUACGAGCAGAUUCAGAGGGUCGUGGUAAGAUUUCAGCGGCGUCUCGCUUCAGAACGGUUUGACUGAGCGAAGCUGUGCAGCGGGAUCUGCUGCAGCGUUGAUAGUGAACGGUCGAUCCGGACCUGGUACCUCACCAGAGAAGGCAAGCUGCAGGUUUGAUUGGUGAUUAUUAUUUUAGGUCAUA